UAGAAACACCAUGAUCAUGGCUGCCUGUGAAACGUGGUUUCAUGCAGCCAUGAAGCACACACCAGAAGUAACAUUAUAAUUAUCGCACUUCUCGAUUCGAACAGUGGCGUUUCGUUUCACGCCGCCUAUCCACACACUUAGUUCCAUAGUGUAGCGUGUUCCGUCUCACAGCGGCUUUCCUUCACGCUGAUUGUGGAAGCUCGAAAAUGAUAACUCGCCACGCUUCGGCCGUAUCAGACUAGCUGCUAGCACGCUGUCCUUGAUUUUGCAGGGUGUGUUUUGAGAAUUAAAAAAAAGACCAGCUGCCAGCACGCUGUUCAAUAACGUAAGCAUCAGCAUUACGGCUAUUUCGCGUCGCGUUACUUGCUCGACCUAGUGACAUCAGUAUUGCGAUUAUUUAGCAGCCAUGGCGGACGAUCGAUGGUUCAAUGGUGCAGCGCUGGCAGACAUCGGUCAGCCGUCGUCAGACCCGCCAUCAGCGGCGUCAAGCACGGGCGCGCCUCCUCCGCAAACCGGCCGAAUGUCUGCCGGCACUCGCCGGACCGUCAAAAGUGCCGGCUCAGCGCUCGGUACUCCGUCAAAGGGAGCGACAGGGGGCAUGACGGCAGGGAAGAAACGGAUGGCUGCGGUAACGGAAAAGGCGGUCGGACUGAAGGAUCGAUUAAGGCAAGCGCGGGAGGACGUGUUGGAGCUGCGGCAGGACGCGUGCGACCUGCAGGAGUAUGCCUCCGCCAAGCUGAUGCGCGCGCAGAGCUACCUGCAAGUGCUCGCCAAGAAGGCCCAGGGUCUCGACCAGAUCGCACAGGAGGCGGAGUCGAAGGUGGCGCCUCUGAAGAAGGAACGCAGAAGGCUCUUCAACAGCCUCAUUCAAUCCAAAGGCAACAUCCGUGUGGUUUGCCGAGUGCGCCCGCCAUUCGAGCACGAGGACUCCCUCGCUCUCUCCUUCCCAGACGAAACCACCAUUCGAAUCAACCCCUCUGCUGCUGCUGCUGCGGCUGGUGCGGGCGGUGUGGGUUCCCCUGGCAGCAUGGGCGGCGCUGCCUCCAUGGGUGGGGGCGGGAGCAGUGGGCUGGCGAAGAGGGACUAUGAGCUGGACCACAUCUACGGGCCGCAUGUCGGGCAAGGCGACCUAUUCUUGGACGCGGUGCAGCCCAUGGUGCAGGCUGUCAUGGACGGAUUCAACGCCUCCAUCAUUGCCUAUGGGCAGAGCGGCUCCGGGAAAUCGCACACAAUGGAGGGCCCCUCCCACGACCGGGGCAUCUUCUACCGCGCGUUCGACGAGAUCUACGACCUCGCCAACUCGGCAUACGCCCCCGCUGCCAGCUACACCUUCCACAUCAGCGUGCUGGAGAUGUUCAACGAGCAGCUGAGCGACCUGCUGGUGAACCCCAUGCUGGCCGGCCAUGGGUCCGUGGGGAAGGUUGAAAUUGUGGAGGCGGGGGUGGGAGGAGGCGGAGGAGGGGGGGGAGGAGGGGUUGGGGGGGGUGGGGCGGUGGAGCUGCGGAAUGUGACGGAGGAGGCGGUGAGUAACCCCAUGGAGUACGCCAAGGUGGUAAAGACGGCCCUGCAGCACCGGGCGGCCGGGGGAGGUGCAUCUGGGGGAGGCGGGCUCAUCGGCGACAGCAAGGAGCGGAACAAGCUCUCGCACCUGGUGGUGAUAGUACGCGUGCACCAUGAGGACCCAGUAACGGGCGAGCAGCAGAGCGGCAAGCUGCUGCUGGCGGACCUGGCGUCCAGCGAGCGCCUGCUCGCCUCCUCCUCUGCCUCGGGGGACAAGCUCACCGCGUCGCUGCACGUGCAGAAGUCGUUCUCAGCGCUCGGCGACUGCCUGUCUGCUCUGACCGGCAAGCGCCCCACGGUGCCCUACCGCAACUCAAAGCUCACCACCCUGCUCUCCGACUCCCUCGGGGGCGACGCCAAGACAGUGCUGGUGGUGACGUGCAGCCCCUCUGUGAAGGACGUGUCAGAGUCGGCCCUCUCGCUGGCCUUUGCUGCCCGCUCGCGCAACUCGGAGCUCAGCCUGGGCACCCGGGAUACCAUCAAGAAGUGGCGGGACAUGGCCAACGACGCGAGACGGGAGGUGUUUGAGAGCGAGCGGCAGACAGCGGAGGCGCAGCAGGAGGUGCUGCGGCUUCGGGAUGCGCUGAGGGCGAGCGAGCAGACGGGGUGUGUGCUGCUGACGGAGCUGCAGCGCGCGUGGGCGCAGGCUGGACUGGUGGAGGCUCAGCACCACGCGGAAGUGGAGAGGCUGAUGGCGGAGCUGGCAGCGGGGGUGGAGGCACAGCGGCGCAUGGAGGAGGAGUGGGAGACGCGGGCGGUGGUGGAGGGAGCCAAGACGGUGAGGGAGCAUGAGGAGGAGAUGGAGCGACUGCAGGAGCAACACAUCGCAGAGAUAGAGGCGUACAAGAUCCAAGUGGAGCAGCUGCACGGGCGCCUGGCAGAAGCAGCUGAAAUGGCCGCCACGGUGGCGGCCCUUCGCCGCCCACAGGAGGACUCGGCUGAGGUGGCGGAGCUGCGGCAGCAGUAUGAGAUGGCCGUGCAGAAGAUGACGGCCUAUAAGAGCGAACUAGAGAAGAGCGAAGCGCUCAACAGGGAGCUCAACGCAGAAAAUGGCAGUUUGCUGUCUCGCCUGGAGGCCACCAACAGUGCUCUGGCUGCGCUAGAGAACUCCGCCCUGAUGAAAGUGGAGGUGCACGCACAGGCACACGCACACACACAGGCGCAGGCGCAGCAGGCACAGGGUCCGGCAGCAGCAGUCAAUGGUGUGGCGGGACAUGGGGAGGGAGGAGCAGCUGCAGGCGAGGGGCAGGGCGGACAGCAGCAGCAGCAGCAGCAGCAGCAGGGGGGGCAACAGCAGGGGCAAGGAAAUGAAGCUAAGGGGGGCCCUGCUGCUGCUGCUGCUGCUGGUGCUGGUGGUGGUGCUGCUGCAGGGAAAGGGGCAGGGAGGCAGCAGCAGGGGGGUAGCGCGGAGUGGGAGCGGAGGAGGGAUGAGGUGGUGGGGAAGAUGAAUCGGGUCAUGGUGGAUGGGCAGAGUGCGGGGGAUGCUCUGGCGGAGGAGAGCAACGGAUGCUUGAGAGAGCUGGUGACAGCUGUUGCGAGCCUGCCAGCUGGCAGUGAGGAGGAGGGGAGGGCGGUGGAGGAGGUGCGGGGGGCGGUGAUGGCGCUGCUGGCGUGGGCGCACUCCAAGGCGCUCUCGCUCGACUGGCCGCUCGUGUCGGCCGCCCGCCUGCUGCUGCUGCGCGUGCUGCGCUCAAAAUCUGCUGAUGUGCAGGCGAGCAAGAUCCCAGCCAUCGAGCGGUUCCUAGAGAAGGCUCUUCCUCAGCCGGUCAAGCCCGCCCUCCAGAAGAGCUCCACCUUCUCCCUCCCCACCACCGCCACGCCCGCCCCCGGCUCCGCCCUGCGCACGCUCCGCCUCGACCUGAAGCUGCCGGGGGGGGACAAGGGGGGAGGGCCGGGGGGCGGAGCGGGAGGGGGUGGGGGAGGGAGUGCGAGCAUUGCUGACCGCCGCAGCAGCGCGUCGUUCCGCCUGCCAUCGUUCCGCGCGUCGGGGAGGAAGUCGGUGGGAGUGGGAGGGGCUCCCACUGCCAAGGUGUCAGAAGCCCGCAUCAAGGAGAUACGGCAGGAGGCAGCAGACCACGCCAAGGGCCACAAGGAGCUCGCCCUAGUCUUCGCCCAUUUCUCCACCGCCAAACCCACCAGCACCGCCACGGCCCCUCCGCUCUCCCACCCCUUCACCUCCCCCUCCUCGCUCCCUGCCGACCUCAUCACCCGCCUUGCUGACGUCACCAGCCUGGAGCAGCGCGUGCUGCAGUGGAUCGGGUCGCAGUUUGGGUUCUGGGCGGCGAGCGAGCCGCCCAGGGAUGCACAGGAGGAUGUGGUGGCGGUGGCAGCGGCGGUGGUGGACGGGUGGAGGGAGGGGCUGGGGACGUUCAUGCGAUACAGUGAGGACGCGCUGGGGCAGGUGCUGGCGGACUGGAGCUUUAGACACUACCGCACGCAGCUGGGGAACCUCAAGGACGUGGGUUCAUCCUUGCUGGUCGAAGAGGCGGACGACAUGGAGCACGUGAUCAAGCUGCGGUUGGGGCUCGAGGCGGUGAGGCACAAGCGCGCCAAGCUGCUGAGGGACGUGGCAGCAGAUGCGUCCCUGGGGGCACACCGAGAGGAGAUCUUGGAGGGGCACAAGCGGUGGGAGGCGGAUGGGGGGGCCAAGGAGGAGGCGAGAAUUGCCUCUCUUGGUGCUCUCGAGAAGAUCUUCCGAGCCUGCCAGGACUCAAUGGAGGCGCUCUCAGCCUCGCGGCUCCCUUCGGACGAGGCGAUCCAUGGCAUGCGAGAGACGCUGGCGAGGGAGCAGAGGGAGGGGCUGCCGGUGCUGGCAGGGCCAGACAAGAUGGUGGGCGAGCAGAUCAUCGCGUACGCGCUGCAGUUCUUCCCGCCUGUGUCAGAAACGAGCAGUGCUGUUAACGCUGCAGCCUCACUCCCAGGCACCCCAGGCUCCACACAAGAUCACCAUCACAGCGACGACCAGCACCACCACCAACAGCAAGCUCCCCACACGCAUCCAUCUCACACCAGCGCCCAUCACCACCACCAUGAGCACCAUGCCCACCACCAUGAGCACCAUGAGCACCACAGGCACCAGCAUCAGGAGCAUCACGAGGCUGUGGGCUCCAGUGGUCUCUCCAAGCGCCUCUUUCACGACAGCGAUCAUCAGCCAGGCGGCAUGGGUCCUUCCCACGCUGGUGCUGCCUCCUCGCCUGCCCGGCACUCCGCCGCUUCUGCUGGAGCAGCGGCUCACCGGGCCUCGUCCCCUUCGCGCCACAGUGCCACUGCAUCGCCCUCGCGGCGCCCCGCAUCUCCACAGGCGCAGCAGGAGGGGGCGGCGGCAGCAGGAAGGGCAGGUGGAGCGGGGGUGGGCAGCUCGCUAUGGAGCCAGGUGACUGGACUGGUUGAUGGACUCGGGAGAGGGACGCCUGAUGGAGCAGGUGAGAGAGGAGGGGGAGGAGGGGGAGAAGCAGGGGGUGGUGGUGCUGCUGCUGCAGAGGAGUCGUCUCUGCAGGCUGAUGGGACGAAGAGCAUUGGGGGCGAGCGAUCUAGUUUCCAGGAUUCAGCAGCAGCAGGAGGAGAAGCAGCAGCUGCAGGGGGAACAGGAGGAGGGUCAGCAGCGGCGGCACCUAGUGUGGCAUCACGGCAGGAGGAGGUGCGGCGGAGGGCGGAGCAGGAGGGGGUGAGGGAGUGGACGGCCGUGCAGCUGAACAGCGCCGAGGGGCCGCUCGUCAUCAAGUGCGGCGCCACACACCGCCUCCAACUCGCCAUUAAAUUCUUCACUGGUGCUGCCGAUGCUGCCGAUGCUGCUGCUGCUGCUGCUGGUGCUGGCGGCGCUGCUGCUGCGUUUGCAGCGACGACAUCAUCAGGGUCCCUUGAACCCGACACACUCUCAGUCCUCCCAGAUCCUUCCGCUCUUUCCGGUCUUUCCCUCGAGAAAAUCCGCACUGUCCUCUCUCCCCUGCUUCCUGCCCCCAUCGUCCACGUCAUCGUCGCCAAGUCAGCAAAUGCCACGCGGGCACGCUACGGCCGGAUCCACUCCACUCUUGCCGCCCGCGUGCCGGUCCUACGUGGCGCUCCCAGCAGCGCCGGGCCUGCCACGUCACGCGCUGCUGAGUCAUCGACCACUAUCGCACGGCCAACUGGCAGCUACAGUGCGGCGAGUACGCCCGGGCGGGGAGUUUCGUCCGGGGGACGGCGGGAUGUGGUGGAGCUGGAGGGGAGGAGCUGGUCGAGAGGGGCGUCUCUGGCUAACUCCAUGGCUGCUACUCCGAUUUCCUCCAGCCCGCUGCAUGGACCGUUGAGAGGGGGAGGGACGGUGGGAGGGAGUGUGAGAAUGAGCCUAGAGGCCAGGGGUGGCGAUAUGGGAGGGGGAGGGGAGGGAGAAGGGGUGGGAGGGAGGAUGAAGAAGAGUUCGAGCAUGCAUGAGCUGCCAGAUGCCUUGUAAGCACGCGGAUACUGUGGGAUAUUCACCGGCGUGCACGGACAGGGAGAAGGGACGGGAGGUAGAAUGAAGAUGAGUUGGCGCAUGCAUGAGCUGCCGGAUGGCUUGUAGGCGGCCAGACAGGGUAAGCGCUUUGCAUGAUUAUUGAGCUGACGCAAGAAUGGAGAGGGAGAAGGGGUGGGUGGGUGGGAGGGAGGGAGGGAGGGAGGGUUCUGAAGAACAGCUGGAGCAUGCAUGAAGAGGGAGAGCUCCCAGAUCAGAUGCCUGGUAGGAAUGCAGGGGCGGCUCUCUGCGGUGGGGCGGCUCUCUGCCAGCACACUACCUGGAUUUUUAUGGCGUGUGUUUCAUCGCAACAACCUUUGUACCAGUCAUGAUUUGGUUGGUGGGCAGGUGCGCAUUGUGAAGCAAUGUGCUUGGAUUCGAUUGGAUGGCUGAUUGCGCCCUCAUCUGGCUUGCUGUGCAAUUGCCCGGUUUCAAGUGUCACUAUAGUGCAUGCGAACAAUGUGUUAUUCUCGGACCAGAGUGGGAAUUUGAUACAGAGUGAGAGUGAGUGUCAUCUACAUGCCAGGAUGUCAGGGAAGGAUUAGUGCUAGUCUUCCUGUAGAUCUAGCAGUUGCGUGAGCAUGCACCAUAGUGCUAGCAUUGGCUCAUUGGGAAAGUAGCUUCUUGUUUGUAAAUUUGGCAUUCUUCCUCAUUCGAUAAGACCAUGCCCU
Molecule: messenger RNA, 6699 nt
Organism: Closterium sp. NIES-67
Lineage: Eukaryota; Viridiplantae; Streptophyta; Zygnematophyceae; Desmidiales; Closteriaceae
Source: the annotation of a GenBank genome assembly